Drosophila yakuba is the source of this 5568-nucleotide messenger RNA. It is a transcript of the gene MRP, whose product is annotated as multidrug resistance-associated protein 1. The record is from RefSeq and is a predicted model, not a curated record. NCBI's taxonomy places the organism in Eukaryota, Metazoa, Arthropoda, Insecta, Diptera, Drosophilidae. Bases 262 to 4932 code for a protein of 1556 amino acids. Gene Ontology annotation, cellular component: membrane. The transcript has 14 exons. Gene Ontology annotation, molecular function: ATP hydrolysis activity; ATP binding; ABC-type transporter activity. Gene Ontology annotation, biological process: transmembrane transport.
GCGCUCGGUUCGCAUUCAGUUGCCUUUUUUGCUCGUAGCGAGCCGGUUGUCCGUCGAUUUGAAGAGUUCUGCCGCUGACCUCCAUCCAAAAACCGAUCCGAUCCCAACCGCUACGGCUCGUUUUCGAUUCUAUUCACUCCGAUCAGAGCCGAUGCGUUUGAAUCGCAGCGAGUUUUUCUCUACGUAGAGUUACCACAUCGCCCGAUAUAGCAUAUACAGACCAGUUGCACGUGGAGGAGGUUGCCGAGCAGACGAGUGACCAUGGCGGAGGACACAAGUUCGCCGAUGGACAGAUUUUGCGGAUCCACAUUCUGGAACGCGACGCAAACAUGGUGGACCAACGAUCCGGACUUCACGCCGUGCUUUGAGCAGACGGCCCUGGUCUGGACACCCUGCGCCUUCUACUGGGUGUUCGUGAUCUUCGACUUCUAUUACCUGAAGGCGAGUCUGGACAGGAAUAUUCCCUGGAACAAGCUGAACGUGACCAAAGCGCUGGUGAAUCUGGGUCUGCUGGUAAUCACUGCCUUGGACCUGAUUAUGGCCCUGAUCAAGAAGGGCGGCGACUCCGAGCUGCCCCUCUACGACCUGGAUGUCUGGGGUCCCAUUAUUAAGUUCGCCACCUUCCUGUUGGUCUUCAUAUUCAUACCACUGAACCGGAAGUACGGCGUGCAGACCACUGGAUGUCAGUUCAUCUUCUGGUUCCUGCUUACUGUGCUGUCGAUUCCCCGCUGCCGCACAGAAGUUCGCCUGGAGUCGGAGCGACAGAAGAUUUUGGAUUCGCAGCAGCCCUCCGAGCAGGACUUUUCCUGGGAGGAGUACCAGUUCGUUAGCUUCUUUAUCUUCUUCACCUUCACCAGCAUUAUGCUGAUUCUGAACUGCUUCGCGGACGGAUUGCCCAGGCAGACCAAGUACCAAAGGGGGGAGAACGAGAUUCCCGAGCUAUCAGCCAGUUUCCUUUCCAGGAUCACCUAUCAGUGGUUCGACAAAAUGGCCCUCAAGGGCUAUCGCAACCCAUUGGAGGAGAAGGAUCUGUGGGACCUGAGGCCCCAGGACAGCUGCUCCGAAGUCAUGCCCAUCUUUGCCCACCACUGGAACCAGAACGUGCGCAAGAACUACAAGAACAAGGCCCGCGUAGAACCUAAGGCCCAGUUUAGCAAUGGCAACGUGACCUUUGAGAAUCCCCACGGAGAAAAGAAUGGUCGCAAAAAAGGCAUGGCCAGUAUUAUGCCACCAAUUUACAAGUCCUUUGGCGGUGUCUUUUUGUUCGGCGCUCUGAUGAAGUUGUUCACCGACACCCUGACAUUUGCCCAGCCCCAAGUCCUGAGCUUGAUCAUCAGCUUCGUUGAGGCCAAAGAAGCCGAGCCCGAAUGGAAGGGUAUUAUGUACUCUGUCCUACUUUUCGUAUUGGCCGCUGCCCAGACCUUUAUUCUUGGUCAGUACUUCCACCGCAUGUUCAUCGUGGGCCUGCGAAUCAGGACAGCUUUAAUCAACGCCAUCUACCGCAAGGCCCUGCGCAUUUCGAACUCCACCAAAAAGGAGUCCACCGUGGGCGAGAUCGUCAACUUGAUGGCCGUGGAUGCCCAGCGAUUCAUGGAACUGACAACCUACCUGAACAUGAUCUGGUCGGCGCCCCUGCAGAUCGGUCUGGCCCUGUAUUUCCUCUGGCAGCAACUGGGACCGUCUGUGCUGGCCGGUUUGGCUGUGAUGAUUAUCCUGAUCCCUGUGAACGGAGUGAUUGCUAGUCGCAUUAAGACCUACCAGAUCAGACAGAUGAAGUACAAAGAUGAGCGUGUUAAGUUGAUGAACGAAGUACUGAGUGGCAUUAAGGUUCUCAAACUGUACGCCUGGGAACCGAGCUUCGAGAAGCAAGUGUUGGACAUCCGUGACAAGGAGAUUGCGACGCUCCGAUCCACUGCCUAUUUGAACGCGGGAACAUCGUUCUUGUGGUCCUGUGCCCCCUUCCUGGUUUCCUUGGUCACGUUCGCCACUUACGUGCUGACCAGCGAGGCGAAUCAGCUGAGCGUCGAGAAGGUGUUAGUCUCAAUCAACCUCUUCGACCUCAUGAAACUCCCGCUGACCAUCCUGCCCAUGCUGAGUGUUGACAUAGCCGAGACGCAAGUUUCUGUGAAUCGUAUCAAUAAGUUCCUGAACAGUGAGGAACUGGAUCCCAAUAGCGUUCUCCACGAUUCCUCCAAACCCCACCCAAUGAGCAUUGAGAAUGGCGAGUUCUCUUGGGGUGAUGAGAUCACGCUGCGCAACAUUAACAUCGAGGUGAAGAAGAGCAGCCUGGUGGCCCUGGUUGGCACGGUCGGUUCCGGCAAGUCGUCUGUAGUGCAGGCUUUCCUCGGUGAAAUGGAAAAACUUGCGGGCGUUGUCAACACUGUGGGCAAGUUGGCCUAUGUACCGCAGCAGGCGUGGAUUCAGAAUGCGACGGUGAGGGACAACAUCCUCUUUGGGCAGACGUACGACCGAAAGCGCUACAACAAGGUGAUCGACGCCUGUGCCCUGCGUGCCGAUAUCGACAUCCUGUCGGCUGGAGAUCUCACGGAAAUCGGUGAGAAAGGCAUUAAUUUAUCAGGUGGCCAGAAGCAGCGCAUCUCGUUGGCCCGUGCUGUGUACAGCGAUGCCGAUCUGUAUCUGCUGGAUGAUCCUCUGAGCGCCGUGGACGCCCAUGUGGGCAAGCACAUCUUUGAGGAAGUUAUCGGACCCAAGGGUAUACUCGCACGAAAAUCCCGCGUGCUGGUCACCCACGGCGUCACUUUCUUGCCCCAGGUGGACAGCAUCUAUGUGUUGAAAAUGGGCGAAAUUAGCGAGAGCGGUACAUUCGAUCAACUGGUGAAGAACAAGGGCGCCUUCGCCGACUUCAUUAUCCAGCAUCUGCAGGAGGGCAACGAAGAGGAGGAGGAGCUUAAUCAGAUCAAGCGCCAGAUCUCCAGCACCGGAGAUGUCCCUGAGCUGUUAGGCACUGUCGAAAAGGCCAUUAAGUUGGCGCGCACGGAAAGCUUGUCAGAUUCCAUCUCCGUUACAUCCGCUGAUAGUUUGAUGGGCGGCGGUGGAAGUCUCCGCCGGCGAGCCAAGCGCCAAGACUCCCACGAUUCCGUUGCGUCUGCCGCUUCCCUGAAAAAGAAGCAGGAGGUCGAGGGCAAACUGAUUGAAACUGAGAAAUCACAGACUGGUGGCGUGGAGUUCGCAGUGUACAAGCAUUACAUCAAGAGUGUUGGCAUCUUCCUAUCGGUUGCCACAUUGGUACUCAACUUUGUAUUCCAAGCUUUCCAAAUCGGCUCGAAUCUGUGGCUCACUAAAUGGGCGAACGAUGAAAAAGUCGCCAACGACACUGGCCUCAGGGACAUGUAUCUGGGUGUUUAUGGUGCCUUCGGAUUUGGUCAAGAGAACACAUGCUGCUCAGCUACCAUGCUAUCCAAAUAUUUAUCGGGUCUCGCUUUGGCCAUCGGAGGACUCCAUUGCUCCAUGAAUGUAUUCAACAAGCUGCUAAACACAGGCCUCAAGUGGCCAAUGGAACUGUUCGACACGACGCCAUUAGGUCGCAUUCUGAGUCGCUACUCGAAAGAUGUCGAUACGGUUGACAGUGUACUGCCCGCGAUAACCGUACAGUUGUUAAACACAUGUUUCGGGGUUCUGGCUACCAUUGUGGUUAUUAGUCUGUCCACGCCCAUUUUCCUGGCCGUGAUCGUGCCCAUCGCCUUCCUGUACUACUUCGCCCAGCGCUUCUACGUGGCCACUUCGCGGCAGCUGAUGCGUCUGGAAUCCGUCUCCCGAUCGCCAAUCUACUCGCACUUCAGCGAAACCGUCACCGGAGCAUCGACCAUUCGUGCCUACAAUGUGGGAGAUCGUUUUAUUGAGGAAUCUGAUGCCAAGGUGGACAAGAACCAGGUCUGCAAGUACCCGUCCGUGAUUGCCAACCGUUGGCUGGCCAUUCGUUUGGAGAUGGUUGGCAAUCUGAUUAUUCUGUUCGCAUCGCUCUUCGCCGUCCUUGGAGGUCAAACCAAUCCCGGCCUGGUGGGUCUGUCGGUAAGCUACGCCCUGCAGGUGACCCAAACCCUCAACUGGCUGGUGCGCAUGUCAUCCGACAUUGAGACGAACAUCGUGUCCGUGGAGCGCAUCAAGGAGUACGGCGAGACCAAGCAGGAGGCUCCCUGGGAGCUGGAGCAGGACAAGAACAAGCCCAAGAACUGGCCACAGGAGGGACGCGUUGAGUUCCAGAACUUCCAGGUGCGCUAUCGCGAAGGUCUGGAUCUGGUGCUGCGCGGUGUUAGUUUCAAUAUCCAGGGUGGCGAGAAGGUCGGCAUCGUUGGUCGCACGGGUGCCGGUAAAUCCAGUCUCACAUUGGCCUUGUUCAGAAUAAUUGAAGCCGCCGGUGGUCGCAUCUCCAUCGAUGGCGUGGACAUUGCCUCAAUGGGUCUGCACAUGCUGCGUUCCCGCCUGACAAUUAUCCCCCAGGAUCCAGUGCUCUUCUCUGGCUCGCUGCGCAUCAACUUGGAUCCUUUUGAAAUCAAAACCGACGACGAAAUCUGGAAGGCUCUGGAGCUGUCCCAUCUGAAGUCCUUUGUAAAAAGUUUGGCAGCUGGUCUGAAUCACGAAAUUUCCGAGGGUGGUGAGAAUCUGUCAGUGGGCCAGCGCCAGUUGGUUUGUUUGGCGCGUGCUCUGCUGCGAAAGACCAAGGUUCUGGUGUUGGACGAAGCCACCGCUGCUGUGGAUCUGGAAACCGAUGAUUUGAUUCAGAAAACCAUCCGAACGGAGUUCAAGGAAUGCACAGUACUCACAAUUGCCCAUCGCUUGAACACUAUUUUGGACUCGGACAAGGUCAUCGUGCUGGACAAGGGCCAGAUCACUGAGUUCGCUUCGCCCACGGAGCUGCUAGACAAUCCCAAGUCGGCCUUCUAUAGCAUGGCCAAGGACGCCAACCUAGUUUAAGAUCCCUGAAUGUCAACUUGAAACUCCACGAAACUCAAACGGAAGAGUGUGUGCCCCAAUACAAAAACCCCUAGGAAUAUAGAUGUACGAAAAGAAAAUCAUUCAACGGUAGCUUUAAGCCAUUGGCACUGACAGCUCUACCUCAUGGCUAGGACAAGCAACUAUGAGACAAAGCAAGCAAACACAACAAAAGAACAAUAAGCGAAAGAAAUUAGCAAAUACCAACUAAAUGUUCAUUAGACUAAGCGAAAUAAUUCAAGCCAGUUGCGCCUUCGUCGGUUACGCUGUAUUCGUUUUUAUUAUGUAUAUGUAUUUACAUAGCAAAGUGUAUUUUUCUAUUGUCUAUUGUACUUAGUUUUCUAUGCAACCAGAACCGGUAUACGUGAGAUGGCAAGAUGGAGCAUAAGCCCAGAAAGAAAAAAUAACUUAUGUAUGCCACAUAUUUAUGUACUUAAAUUAACAAACCAGAAGAUUGAGAUACUACUUAAACUCCCUCAAGAAUUUUUGCCUUCAACUGAUAAAAUCAGUAAAUCAGGUCAAUGUAGUUAAAUCAAUUUAUUAAAACUUUUGUAGAAUGUAUACCUAAAUCAAAAAUAAAUGCCGGGAGUGAAUAAGCCAAACGAAAUCCCAAUGAAA